Molecule: messenger RNA, 654 nt
Organism: Alternaria infectoria
Lineage: Eukaryota; Fungi; Ascomycota; Dothideomycetes; Pleosporales; Pleosporaceae
Exons: 3
Coding region: 1-654 (217 amino acids)
Source: RefSeq, a predicted model, not a curated record
AUGACUCGGCGAGAAGCAAGAAAGAUAUUUGAGCAGACAGCUCAGACAGGAUACGUACAGCACGAGAACUACGAGAUGACGCUUCGCGCUCAGGUCGAAGAGCGGUUGCGCGAACGCGAGCGAGAAGACUCCGAGUUGGCCGAGAUGGUUCAUUCCUUCAACACAACGAUCGACAACAUGCGCGAGUUCCUGAUACGCAACAGCGCCGAUGAUACACCCAGACCUGUCCCUGACGCUUACAAGGUCAUGUUGAGGGAUGAAGACUCUGCAACUGAGUUUGUCCCCAAGGAGCUUGAGGAUGUCUUCUACAAGCGAAACAAGGCCGGAGAUGCCCAAGCCGAGCUUGAGGGUCUCUACGGUGAGCGCAUGAGCGCUAUCGAGGCCUUGAAGCGGCGCAACGAACAGGACAAGUUAACUGAGCCGGAUAUUGAUCAAGAAGAAGGUCUGGACAUGGAUUCGCUCAAGGAAAAUGACGGCAAGCAACACCGACGGGGUGAUCCGUUGCAUUGGCAAGUUUUGCUAAGAGAGGACAUCCAGGUGAACAUUGCUGAUGGGGUCGAGGAAUGCGAUGCGGCUAUGAAAGAAGAACGUGUAGCAUUCCUCAGUGCAUUCGUCGCACAUACAAAUCAGGCCAUCUCUGGGUUGAAGUGUUAG